AUGAACCAAAUGUCAUUUUGGCAACAGAUGCAUCCUGUUGGUGGUCCCAUAAGCAGUCCCAUAGGAGGUCCCAUGUCAUUGACUCCCUCACAGGGUAUAAAAAGAUACUCCUGCAAGAUUUGCUUGAAAACCUAUUCCACGAAGCAGAUCUUAACCCGACAUAUGUAUAUCCAUACUGGAGAGCUCCCGUAUAGCUGUCAGUUAUGUGGAGAGCGCUUCAAUGCACCAGUUAGUGUCAUAAGACACAAGAAGAAAAUGCACCCAGAAACUUUGAAGGGACCUCCACAAGAGGAUGUUUAAAACCAGAAACCUUAAUUUGUGAUCAAAACACUUGGGGUCAUACCCAAUAAACCCAAAAAGUGAAUUAUACCAGGAAACUAUGUAGUGUUCCUUAGCAUUUGGUAUUGUACCCCAAAUCCUCUAACAGGACCCUCUUAGUAGAGAACUAAAGAAAGAAAAUCAACAUGGCUGUUUGUUCUUUCAGCAAUGGACAUGUCAACAGCAUCACCAUGGCAACUGACG
Messenger RNA from Owenia fusiformis, 522 nucleotides. The record is from the annotation of a GenBank genome assembly. Lineage: Eukaryota; Metazoa; Annelida; Polychaeta; Sabellida; Oweniidae.